CACACAGGGGGGUAUUUACCACAAGGCAAACAAGGCAUUUGCCUAGGGUGGCAUUUUUUAGGGGGGCAGCACUGCCCCCUGGAAGAAAGGACAUAUGCAGCUCAGGGACCAAGUGGGAUCCGAGAGAGGCUGCGGGCUGCUUGAUGGUGUAUGCAGAGCACGAUUGUCGUUCCCGGGGAUGUCCAGAGCUGUGAAGGUCAGUGUCUCUCUCUCUCUUUCGUCGGGGGGUGGGUGUUGGGGGAGGGGGGCAGGGGUGUUGUUGGUCAGUGUCAGGUUCUCUCUGCGUGGGGGG
Staurois parvus is the source of this 292-nucleotide messenger RNA. Lineage: Eukaryota; Metazoa; Chordata; Amphibia; Anura; Ranidae. The record is from the annotation of a GenBank genome assembly.